AUGUCCGAAAGUUACAAUCCAGAUGAGUUUCCCGUCACUGGCUCGUCGCAUAAAGAUAGAACCAGAGUCCCAGAAACCACCAAACUUGAAUCACUGAAAGAUGAUGUGGUUCGAAAUGUUUCCAUAGUAUCCGACUAUCUGCAGAAGAACGGCCUUCCGCAACCUUCAUUUGAACGAAAUGCCCCUUUGACCUUUAUACCGCCGAGAUCACCUUCACAUAUUCAGCAAGCCCGUCAAGAUUUGAUGGAGGCUGCGCUGAAACUGUUUCAGCUAGCAAGUGGACCAAUCGAAUACAUACCUAAUCUUGCUCUUGGUUAUCACUACUUGGCUUGCCUUCGAUGGUUGACUUAUUUCAAUAUCUUCAAAAAAGUUCCUCUUGAAGGAAAUAUUCACUACGCUCAACUAGCAGAAUCUGCAUCAGUAUCAGAAGUCCAGCUCAAGUCAAUAUCUCGUAUGGCUAUGACAAAUAACCUCUUCCAUGAGCCUGAGCCGAAUCAUGUUGCACAUACGCCUAUCUCUGCUUUGUUGGCCACCGAUCAUCUUAUGCAUGAGUGGGCGAGAUUCAUGACUGAACGAUCUGCCUUGUGCGCUUCGAAGAUGCUAGAGGCAUCAAUCACGUGGCCUCAGAGUCUGGCAAAAAACCAUACGGGUUUCAAUAUUGCGCAAGAUACAACAUUAACUUUCUUCGAGUGGCUAGACAAAGAGCCGAAAGAAAGUGAGCGAUUUGCACAAUACAUGCAAAUGAUCAGAUCAACUGAAGGGUUGGGACUAGAGCAUCUAAUCAGUGGGUUUGACUGGGCAAGUUUGGGCACGGGAACUGUUGUUGAUGUUGGAGGAUCUUCAGGGAGCGUGAGCAUAGAACUUGCCAAAGCGUUCACAAACCUCACAUUUGUUGUUCAAGAUCUGCCUCAAAACAUCGAAGCUGCAUCUACAUCCUUGCCAAAAGAUUUUCCCUGUCUCGCGAAGCGCAUUACUUUCCAAGGCCAUGACUUCUUCAAGGAGCAGACAGUAAAGGGUGCGGAUGCCUACCUUCUACGCAUGAUUCUUCACGAUUGGCAGCCCGAAGACUGCGUGAGAAUACUACGCAGAAUUUUGCCAGCUAUGAAGAAAACCUCCAAAAUAAUUAUUAUGGAUGUUGUACUGCCCAAGCCAGGAAGUGUUCCGGCUGUGCAGGAAAGUCUACUGAGGGCUAGAGAUAUAACCAUGUUACAGAGCUUCAACAGCACCGAGAGAGAUAUUGAUGAUUGGCAUGCUCUUCUAGGAGACACGGACAAGAAGCUGAAAAUAAUAAAUGUGGUUCAUCCAGUAGGUAGCUGGAUGGCUGUUUUGGAAGUUGGCUUGGAGUCUAUGUAA
Molecule: messenger RNA, 1353 nt
Organism: Talaromyces atroroseus
Lineage: Eukaryota; Fungi; Ascomycota; Eurotiomycetes; Eurotiales; Trichocomaceae
Exons: 3
Coding region: 1-1353 (450 amino acids)
Molecular function (GO): O-methyltransferase activity
Source: RefSeq, a predicted model, not a curated record